Dicentrarchus labrax (European seabass) is the source of this 1756-nucleotide messenger RNA. RefSeq lists its product as uncharacterized. NCBI's taxonomy places the organism in Eukaryota, Metazoa, Chordata, Actinopteri, Moronidae. Bases 535 to 1626 code for a protein of 363 amino acids. The record is from RefSeq and is a predicted model, not a curated record. The transcript has 7 exons.
CAUAGCAUUACUAAAGGCAAAAAAAACUACAGCCAGCAUCUGGUUAGCUUAGCUAAGCAUAAAGACAGUAAACAGGAGAAACAAAGGUCUGUCCAAAGGUUAAAAAAAAUCCACCUACCAGUCUCUCUAAAACUCACUAAUUAACAUCUUAUAUCUCAAUUGUUUAAUGCACCCACAAACUGACUGAGACUUUUACCUGAUUAAAAGAAGAGAAAAAAAGAAAAUAUGUUAAAUGUUAAAAAUAUCUGCUGGUGCAACGCCAACUGUUUUCAUACUGGGAUGAGUUGUGUUACUAAAUUUAUACAAACACACACACUGUACACUGAAGCUAUUUCCAGCUUUCCCUGUCGAGCCAGUGAAGUCCAGCUAAAUCUGUACGCGCUGAGGUGGAUUGAGUUACAAGAGAGGAUCACACCACUGUCGCAAAACAUCUCAGGUCAUCAGUCACACACAGCAGUAUGCAAGAGAUGAGAUACAGACCACGUUUCCACCGUCUCAGAAGCUGGCAUAAGUUGACAAUCCAAACUCAACCAGAUGGUGAUACUCGAUGUGUUAAUAAUAGGGGGUGGCCCUCAUGCCUUGACUCUGGCUAGCUUGUUAUCCAACCCUGAUCCAAACUCAGACCCUGGGCAUGAUUUACCCCUCUCCCCCUCUUGCCUGGACUCUCACAGGCCUCAGCCAGAGACAUCCAGCAACAAACGCUGCAGUGGCAAGAAGAAGAAGAAGAGGGCAACAGCUGUCUCUGCAGGCGUGACACUGGAGGAGCAACUAGCGAAAUCAAUAAUAUCAGAGAGAGCCGUUUGCCCCCGGCUGAGUCUCCGAGUGGUAGAUUCCUAUGGAGAGUGGACCACUCUGUGGGAGAGCCAGUUCACAGCUCUGAACAUCCGUCAUCUGCGCUCACACACACUGGUGCACACAGACCCUCUCAAUAAGAAAGCAUUGCAGGAGUUUGUUUUAAAGUAUGAUCGUUCGGCGGAGCUUCACAGUCUUCCAGACCAGGUUUACAUUCUGGAUGAAAACGCAUUUUUUAAUGACAUGAGGCUCGGCAAGAAGGAGAGGAAACGUCUAAAUAUCACCUCAACACUCAGGAAAAGUUUAGCCUUCAGUCUGCCAGGAACCAAACUAAGUGUGGAUUUCUUUAAAGAUCAGGUGGAGAGAUACAACUUGGACAAAGUGCUGGUGAAGGGAACUGUGGAGUACAUCAGGCCUGUGAUUGAGCAUAAGGAAGAGAUGCAAGAAGAGAAUCACCGCAUAAAGGAGCGUGAAACAGAGGAUGAGGCCAUUAGAGUGACUGAGAAGAAGAAAGAUGGGUCAAGAAAGACAGUGAAAUAUUUUCAAGUCCAACUUCAAGAAGGCACCAUCUUAAAAGCCCGCCAUGUUGUUAUGGCAACAGGUCCAACCCGUGCCCAGAUGGCAAACAUCCCAUCGUGGGUGAAAAGUAUCGGAGAGAGCUACCCGGAGGAGCGUUUGCAGCACACAGUGCACCUCAUGCACCACCUGCCAAAUGCAAGGCAAAAACUUAAAGACACAGAUUGUCAGAGACAGAAAGACACUUUUUCCACUCAAGCAAGGUGCCAGCCAUGUGACAUGGGUCAUGAGGAAGCACCUGCAGUUAAAACAGUUUGAUGUGGGUGAUGUGGAGAGCCUGGUGGGUCGUUACUCCCAUGUGGAGCAUGGCAUCAAAAUGGACGGCCAAGCCUACCUGCGACAGUUCUAUAAUGAACGGAGUCUUCACAAACGUCUAGCUAUGAUUCGC